Molecule: messenger RNA, 3165 nt
Organism: Lodderomyces parapsilosis
Lineage: Eukaryota; Fungi; Ascomycota; Pichiomycetes; Serinales; Debaryomycetaceae
Gene: NMD5
Product: Nmd5p
Exons: 1
Coding region: 1-3165 (1054 amino acids)
Biological process (GO): protein import into nucleus
Cellular component (GO): cytosol; nuclear envelope
Molecular function (GO): small GTPase binding
Source: RefSeq, a predicted model, not a curated record
AUGAUCAAUUCAAGUUUGAUUCUCGAAUGCUUUGCUGGCACAUUACUCACUGAUGUUCAGGCGAGAAAUAAUGCAGAGGGAAAGCUUCGAGAGUUGUCUACACAGCCUGGAUUUCUCGGGUGUUGUUUGGAUAUACUAGCUCAAUCGGAUACACCAGUUCACAUUAAAAAAGCUGCAGCUGUGUAUUUCAAAAACAUAGUCAUCAAGUUUUGGAAGAUAAAAGAUGAAUCAAAUAAAUUUCGCAUAGAUAACGACGAGAGACCUGUGAUAAAGGAUCGCUUAAUACCAGUGAUUCUUGUUUGUGAUUACCAUACUAGACAACAAUUGAUCCCAGUUUUGAGAUUAUUGAUAUCGUUGGAGUUUGAUAAUUGGGACCUGCUAUUACAACAAACAGGAGAACUAUUGACACAACUGCUGAGCUCAGAAGACCAUUUAUAUACGGCAAUAUUGUGUUUUAUGGAAAUAGCCAGAAAGUUCAAAUGGACUGAUAAUCAAGUGAAACAAGCAAAGAUGUACACCCUCAUUGAUCAGGUAUUUCCUUAUUUGUUGACAGUGGGAGAUUCGAUGGUAAAGAGUGUUGCAGAUGGAGAAGAGAUUACCGAACUCAAGGCAGAGAUUUUGAAAAUGGUUCUCAAAUCGUACAAGUUUGUUACGUACUACGAUUUUCCUGAACCAUUACGCACCAGAGACCAAGUUUUCGCGUGGGGCGAGUUCCACGCUUCAGUAAUCAGCAUGAAUCCUCCAAGCUAUGUAACCAACUCAAAUUUGACUGAACAAGAGAAAUCUUUUUUACAGAUAUCCAAGUGUUACAAGUGGGCCAUUGCAAACAUUUUGCGAUUAUUCAUACGAUAUGCAUCUUCAAACAACUUAACCAGGAAGGUGUCUUACAAAGAAUUUCAUGAGUUAUUCAUCAGUGAGUUUAUCCCUCACUUUAUACGACAGUUUUUAACAAUGAUUGAGGAGUACUGCCAAGGGAAGCGGUGGUUAGGUGUGACUGCUCUUUAUCAAAUCCUCGAGUUUUUGAGCCACUGUAUUAUUGAACAACCUACCUGGACAUUGAUAAAACCGUACUUUGAAACAUUAAUCACACAUUUAGUAUACCCGGUCAUUGUGCCAUCAGACCAAACUUUGGAAAUUUACGAAGAAGACCCUCAAGAAUAUAUCAACUUGUGUUUUGAUAUAACAGGGGAUUAUGAUAAUGCCGAGUCUGCAGCACUAGGAUUUAUCGCUACUGCCUUGCACAAGCGCAGAAAAACAUGCUUGAAACCAAUCAUUAAUUUAAUACAAACUGAAUUGACCCAAUUGCAACAACAAUCUCCUGAGGAAACCUUGGAUGCGGCAAGAAAGAAGGAAGGAUUAUUGAGGAUUUUGGGAAACAUUUCAGGUUAUUUGCCCAAGGAUGAAUCCAUUGAACCGAUGUUAUCGUCAUUGGUUAUCCCCAAUUUAAAUUCAAAGCAUGAUUUUCUCAAAGCAAGAGCGAUUGAAGUGUGCUCGCAAUUUUCAGAUGUCACAUUCACCAACCCUCAAACUUUGUCGUCCUUGGUUCAUGGUAUUUUGCAAAACUUUAAUGCCCCUGACGUAUCAUUGCCAGUUCAAUUCAAUAGUGCAUUAGCAAUACAAGCAUUUAUACCCGUUGAGGAAUUUAAGCAGAUGUUAUCAACAAUUGUAUUGCCCACGAUGUCGAAACUUUUGGAAAUGUCAAAUGAAAUCGAUAAUGAUGCUAUUUCAGUAGUGAUGCAAGAAUGUGUUGAAAAUUUUUCUGAACAGUUGCAACCAUUUGGAGUUGAUUUGAUGACCAAGUUGGUAUCCCAGUUUAUGCGACUUGCGGUUGAGAUCAACGAUGCAUCGCAAGUCGAAGUCGAUGAUUUGGAUACCAACUACGACGAUCAAGGAGACAAAUCUAUGGCGGCUGUCGGAUUUAUCAAUACCAUGAUUACUGUCCUCUUGUCAUUUGAAAACUCUCAAGAGAUUUGUGUCAAGUUGGAGGAAAUAUUUUCUCCAGUUAUUGUGUUUGUGUUUUCAAAUCAAAUGGAUGAAUUUUAUGCUGAGGUUGGUGAAUUGAUGGAUAACUCAAUAUUUUUGUUGAGAUCAAUUACACCUCGCAUGUGGACCAAUUUUGAUUUGUUAUACAAGAGCUUUGAAAAUGGCACAGCUUUGUUGUACGUGGAGGAAUUAAUGCCCUGUUUGCAAAAUUUUUUAAUUUUUGGUAAACAAGAGUUGAAAAGGAAUGAAACGUUGUCCCAGGCAAUGUUUUCUAUAUGGUGUUUGAUCAUAUCUGAUGGAUCUGAGCUAAGUGUUGCCGACUUGAAUCUUGCUUUCGAGUUUGCUCAAACUUUCGUGUUGAGUUUGGAGGAAAAAGCAUUCGCAUUCAACUCCAAGUUUGUUUGCUUUGAUCUCGAGAAUUUUGAUAAAUUGGCGAAUAGGAAGUUGACUAGUGCUUUUGCCGUCAAUUCAUUCAAUGUUAUUGUUGCAUCGAUGAUAUACAACUGUCAAGGAGUUAUCAUGUUGCUUCAACAAUCGAACCAAUUUGUCGAGUUCUUCAGCAAGUGGUUUGAAAUGAUCCCUCAACUAUCAAGGGUUUUUGAUUUGAAGUUGACAUUAUUGGGAUUGAUGAGUUUGUCCAAAGUUGACUCUUUACCACAGGAGAUUGUCGAGCAAAUUUCCCACAAGUAUGUUGCAGUGUUGAAAGCAUUAUCAACUGCCAUACCUGAAUUGGACAAGAAGAGAAAAGACAUUGAUGGAUUGAAUGAUAAUCAAGGAUUCCCUUCAUCGACUAGUUUCGGCAAUGAUGGCGACGAUGAAUGGGAAGAAGACCUAGAUGACAUCGAAGCCAAUGAGGCAGGUCACGAAGAUCAUCAUGACACGAAACAUGUUGGUGUUGGUGAUGGCGAAGAAGAUUUGGAUGAAGACGCGAUCCGUAGAUACACUGAAUUUCUUGAGGCAGAGAAUGCAGAAUUGGCCCACCUGGGAUUUUUUGAUUCCAGUAAUGAGGAUAUAUUUGAAGAUCCUUUAGCAACAACGCCGUUGGAUGAAGUUAACGUAUUUGAAAUUUUCAAUGUGUAUUUACAUGACCUUCAACAAAAUGAUGCCAAUCAUUUUCAGAAAUUAUUUGGCAACUUGAGCGAAGAAGAUCAAAAGUUGAUUGUUGACUUGAUUAACAUGUGA